Messenger RNA from Brienomyrus brachyistius, 3301 nucleotides. RefSeq names its product zinc finger and BTB domain containing 3 (gene zbtb3). Gene Ontology annotation, cellular component: nucleus. The transcript is spliced from 2 exons. NCBI's taxonomy places the organism in Eukaryota, Metazoa, Chordata, Actinopteri, Osteoglossiformes, Mormyridae. Gene Ontology annotation, biological process: regulation of transcription by RNA polymerase II. Gene Ontology annotation, molecular function: protein binding; DNA-binding transcription factor activity, RNA polymerase II-specific; RNA polymerase II cis-regulatory region sequence-specific DNA binding. The record is from RefSeq and is a predicted model, not a curated record. The coding region runs from base 427 to 2202 and encodes 591 amino acids.
ACCUCUGAGCCAAUCGGAUGAAGAGAUUUCCCCCCUAGCGGGCGGGUCUUACCCAGCGCCAUUUUUGCUGAGAACAGAGAAAACGAGAGGCAGACAUCUGUCUUGCUUUAGUGUGUCGCUAGACUUCUGCCUUCUUCCUUGCUGGCCCACAGGAGGAGGGAUGAGGGAUGGAGUGCUUGUAGCGUUUAUUCUCUCUGUUCCACCACAACGAGCUGUAGGCCCACGGAAAGCAGGAGGCGGUGGUAACACUUCUGCCAUGAGAUGCAAAGCAGGAUACUAAUGUCUGCAGAGCAGGACACUUGUAGCCUUUCUGCAGCUAUUCCUAUUCACUUCUUCCUUCGAUAACCUUAUACUUUCAUCUCUACUGCUGUCUUUCUUCAUUUUCUCUGUCUGCUUCUCACGCUCCUCUGCUAGGCUGCUGGGGCAAUGGAGUUCCCGCAGCAUAGUCAACAGCUCCUGGCCAGCCUGCGUGCCCAGCGCCUGCAAGGAUUUCUCUGUGACUGCACCGUCCAGGUGGGCGCCACCCGCUUCCUGGCCCAUCGCGCCGUUCUCGCUUCCUGCUCACCCUUCUUCCACAUGUUCUAUUCAGAGCAGCCGUUAGGCAAGAGGGAGACAGUCACCAUCAAUGGGGAGAUUGUUACCCCGCUGGCCUUUGGGCUGCUUCUGGACUUCAUGUACGAGGGUACCUUAAAGCUGGCCGCCCAGCCACCGCCGGAGGAUGUGUUAGCUGCCGCAAGCUUCCUGCAUAUGAACGACAUCGUACGCGUCUGCAAGAAGAGGCUGCAGGGCCGGGGACUGGCCGAGGCGGACAGCACCAAGGCCGAGGAGGAGUGCAUAAUAGUCGGGGGAGGUGUGACGGGGAUUAGUGUGACCCCCCGGGGUGGCUCUGGAGAGGAUUCUGGGGGAGGUGGACCUGAGGGAACGACUUCUUUGACUAAGGCAACAGCAGUAUCUGUGCCCCCGUACCCCCUCCUCAACCAGUUUGCCCCUCAUGGACCAGAAAGCAAAAUAGAUGAGCGUGAGGAGUCUCCCAGUCCCAACGAUCCUGUCAAAUCUGGCUCAGCCAGUCCAGACCUAGCAGAUACCACCCAGCCUGGCAUGGACUCUCACCCUGCAGGGAUUGGUUCGGUGUGUGCUGCAGUCCGGCCUCGCAGCAAUGGGGACACCGCCCUAGCAAGUCCCUGUAGCUCCACUGAGUUGUACGCUAACAACCACCCAUCCUCUUCUUCAUCCUCGUCCCUUAUACCGCUUCCACAUCGCUGCACCAUCUCCGAGACACAAAGCACCUGGGCCACAGCUGUCACACCGACUCAAACCAGCAACGAGAGCCCCGAGCGCGGGGGUCCGGCGAUCUCCAGCGAUGGUACCACGGAGGGAAGUGGUGCUCAGACGUCGUUGCCGAAGCCGGUAACGGCUCAUCUCUCAUCGCAGAGCCCCCCAGAGCACCAGCUACAAGUUCAGGCCCAAACUCUGACCGAGGAAAUGACACCGGGGCAAGAACGAGCAUGUACAAGUCAGGAAGUGACUGUGGGUGACUUGCAGAUUGUGAUGAGAGAAACGACCACAGCAAGAGGGGGUGAGGAAGAAGAGCUGGAAGAUGAUGGGUUGAAGGUGAAAGUGAAGGUGGAGGCUAUCGUCAUUUCUGAUGAAGAACUUGAUGACAUGGAGGGGAUGCUGGACAGGGAAGGGCGGCGAGGGACAGAUGGGGUUGAAGGUGCUGAAUUUGAAGAGAAUGAGCAAGUGUUCCUGCCCCACCCCUCACUCCUACACCUGCCUCACCACCAUGAGACACUGACCUUCCCCCUCUCGCCCCAGGGCCCCAAUACCUCAGACUCCGCCUCAUUCUCGGCCACCCUAUUCCCAUCCACUUCACACCACCAGCACUCCCAGCAAGCCGACCAGCCAGCGAUGUACUUUCAGGACUUCCAGGACCCUCUGGGCCCCUACGUGGAGGACGUCCCCACCUGCACUACCUGUGGCAAGACGUUCUCCUGCGCCUACACCCUCCGGCGACACGCCAUCGUGCACACCCGCGAACGGCCCUACGAGUGCCGCUAUUGCUACCGUAGUUACACGCAGUCUGGUGACCUCUACCGCCACAUCCGCAAGGCGCAUGACCAUGGACUACCCGCCAAGCGCAGCCGCGUGGACCCAGAACCUCCAUCCACCCAGCCUCCACCGCAACCACCUCCCCAGUCCUAAAGUCUUAGGGCAUCAUAAGGGUGGGGUCAGAAGUUUGAUUAUCACAGGUACUGAUGUAACCAGGAAGUGAAUGGAUGACAUGGGAGUAAAGAGACAAUGGAUUGUACAACGGUGGUUUGGAUUGGAAUUUAAUAAUAAGCCAGCUGUGUCUUUCAGGUGUGUUCGUUUUAUAAUGUAGAGUACCAAAAACUAGACACAAAUUGAGGAAAUCUAGAGCACGUCAGUUGCCAAACUACUUUGUCUGAGGGUACGCAACGCAGUAGACAAUACCAGAAUAGUUUGGAUAGGUUCAUCGCACCAGUUUCCCCAGUCACUGGUGUAGCGGGGCGGGGCAAUUCGCAUGCGCAUGGGCCACAGGUCUGCGUAUUUUAGAUGCCUUUUAAUUGGUGACUUAACGGCUGACGCAGCAGUUGUGAAGCCUGAUUGUCCACAUGAAAUGAAAUCCAGCCCAGAACCCUGUACAAAGCAGUACAGUUGGGAGAGUAUUUAAAAUGCAAACAAAAGCAGAAAGCAGUGAUUUGUAUAUUCUUCUUGACCUCUAUUAAAUCGAAAGCAGACAAAAAGACAAAAAAUGUUGUUUUACCUUAUCAGCUUUGUCUUUUUGCUGAUAUAUGCUCGUGUGAAUUUGGUGCCUGUAACAUGAUCCGAAACAGUUGAGAAAGUGUGGUGUAAGACUAGGAACAUUGUGGAAUGUGCAGCAAAAUGUCUUGAAGAGAUACAAAAUCCUAGACUUCUUAACUGUUCCUCUUUGAGCCUUUUGCGGAUGCGGCUUUUAUAUGCAAAUAGUGUCACCAGGUGACCCCUUUCGCAAUGAGCAUUUAUUUUCCAAAAAGCUAGUAAGGAUUAUAGAUAAUUCAUCAAUUUUCACGUCUUUUCAAACAGGUCAAAGAAAAUGUACAAACCACUGCUUUAUGUAGAAAUGUUAGAUAGGUUCUUGAUGUGAAGUUCUGGUUUUCUACGUAAACAGUUGUGCAAAAGUUUGAAUACAAUAACUUAUCCCUAAACUUUUGCUGUGAAAAGGUGUACAAUGCUGUAUUAUAAAUAUUUAUACUUUUUUAUGUUUUCAUCAAUGAAACGUUAAAUAAAUGUUUAUGAUUAA